Messenger RNA from Oxyura jamaicensis (ruddy duck), 1940 nucleotides. Its product is annotated as gamma-aminobutyric acid receptor subunit gamma-3-like. Gene Ontology annotation, biological process: monoatomic ion transmembrane transport; gamma-aminobutyric acid signaling pathway; chloride transport. Gene Ontology annotation, cellular component: membrane. The transcript has 3 exons. The coding region runs from base 17 to 502 and encodes 161 amino acids. Gene Ontology annotation, molecular function: monoatomic ion channel activity; GABA-A receptor activity. NCBI's taxonomy places the organism in Eukaryota, Metazoa, Chordata, Aves, Anseriformes, Anatidae. The record is from RefSeq and is a predicted model, not a curated record.
UACCACAGUAUUGACCAUGACAACUUUGAGUACCAUUGCAAGAAAGUCAUUACCCCGUGUCUCCUAUGUCACCGCUAUGGAUUUGUUUGUGACUGUAUGCUUUCUAUUUGUCUUUGCUGCUCUGAUGGAGUAUGCAACCCUCAACUACUACUCCAGUUGCAGGAAACCAAACUGUACUAAGAAGAAAAAGUCGCUACCUGAUGUCAGUUUUGGUCAUGUGAUGAAUUAUUCUGUACUUGAUAUGAGACCACCAACUACAGUCAUCACAUUGAACAAUGCCAUGUACUGGCAAGAAUUUGAAGAGGCAUGUGUCUAUGAAUGUCUGGAUGGGAAAGACUGCCAGAGCUUUUUCUGUUGUUAUGAAGAAUGUAAAUCAGGCUCAUGGAGGAGAGGACGGAUUCACAUAGACAUCUUAGAACUGGAUUCUUACUCUAGGGUCUUUUUUCCUACAUCCUUCCUGCUGUUUAACCUGGUCUACUGGGUUGGAUACCUCUAUCUUUAAAUGUUGCCUGUAGUGGUGAAGACUGUCGUGUUUUCACACUGCGGAGGGAUGGUGGAAGUGCAGAAAAAGUGAAGGACAUGGUCGGUUUCAUCUCAAAUUAUAGAGGCCACAUUAACCUUCACCAUCACAGAUCCUGAUGAAGAAUUUUAAUAUGUAAUUUCCUGAAAAAGAAAAAUGUGGAAGAAUUCUCUCCUUACUGCUAUUCAUUUUAAGGGAAAGAUUCUUACAAAAUUCAGCUGAAUUUGUAGUGUAAGCAAUGUUUAUGAAUAAUUAUUGUAUAUUAGAAUUCUUACUAUUCUCCCUUGGCAUAGAAGCUAUACACAAUUCAGGCAAGGAUUAAGUAUGUCAUUUUUGUUCUUCAUUCCCAUACUUUCUUCAAAAUGCUGCCAUAUCCCUGAGGCUCAGAGCAACAUACACCGGCACUGGCAAAUAAGCUAAAGCCAAUGAAACCACCCAUUUAUAUUUAAACUUGCUUGAGCUAUAUCCCAUAGGUUCUGGGAAAUAUUUUCCUGGUGAUCUCCUUGAUAUAGAGAAACCACCAAAAGACAGUAAUAAAUGUCUUUGGUGAAAUUAAAACAGGGAAGCUACUUACUUCAAAGGUCUGGGAUUUAUGGAAUUAGCCACUUACCUACAUGUAUUGGUUUUAAUUUGAGAUGAAAAGGCAGAGUUCUAAGAACACUAAUAUUUUGAUAUAAAUAAGACUUGACUAUCUCUGAGGCAACUGUAGGCAUAACUUCUACUGUUUUUCAAGCUUUUAACUGUCUUUUUUUAUGACUGGUUAAACACAGGAUUGUCAUUGAUUUCUAAAGUACUCUACUUGAAGCAGGACAAGAUUCCUGCUUGUUUGUGUCAUUGUAGCAGAUCACAGUUGAUAGGCCAUGAGUAAAAUCACUAUAUAAUAGCACUAGGAAUAUGUGACUUUCUUCAGAUUGCAAUUUACUAAAAAGUGCUCUCAUGCAUUCCUAUCUUUUUUCUUCCAAAGUUAUUUUAUAAAAUUAAGAAAAAAAAAAAAAAAGAAAAAAAAACUUUGAGUGCCAAAGGCGGUUUUAAUUUCUUCCAUAAAGUUAAAUUUUGCAGUCCUUAUUUAUGUUAUAUAUUCCUUGGAUCUGACCUGAAGACUGAAAACUUUUAUGGGACUGUCACCCCCUGGAUCAAACAUGGAAUAGCUGCCACAUGUAGAUCUUUCCUAAACUACCAACUACAUUUUAGUAUAGAGAGGUAUUUUGUACUUUUCAAACUGUUGACCAUUAUAUUCUUAAAAGGACCAUUUUUUUCAAAAAUUAGUUUUACAGUGUUAAACUAUAUUACUUUUUUUACAGACUGUUUCAAUAAUUAUUAAGGAACAAAACAAAUUCAAGACUAAAUAGUAAUGGCUUUUCACUACCUUUUGGAUAACAAACUGUUACAACAGAUUAGACAGAUUCACCUCAAAAAAAAA